GGCUGCUCCAUCCUCCGCCCGCCCCGCGCCCUGCCGCAGCCCCGGCGAGGGUGGCGCUGCCGGCAGGGCGGGGGAGGCGAGCGCCACGCGCGGCUGCGUCACUCCGGAGCCUCUGUUGCUGCCGCCGCCGCCGCCGCCGCCGUCCGUGCGGAAGGGGAGGCGCUGGGCUGGUCAGGCGGAGGAGCGGGCGAGAAGCCGGCGCGGCAGCGGCGGACGAGGCGGGGGCCGAGCAGGCUCCUCUUGUUGGCGAGGGAAGGAUGGUGAAGCUGGGCGGCCCUUCGGGCGAGAAGCGCAGCAAGGCGGCCCCGGCGGAGGACGGCUUCGACACCAUCCCGCUCAUCACCCCGCUGGACGUCGGGCAGCUCCAGUUCCCCGCGCCGGACAAGGUGGUGGUGAAGACAAGAACAGAAUAUGAACCCGAUCGAAAGAAAGGGAAAUUUCGUUCUCCCCGAAUUGCAGAAUUCACAGUCAGUAUCACUCAAGGCAUCUCAGAACGUUUUAAGGCGACCGCCCUGAUCCUGUUUGCCCUGGCCUUCCUCGCCUGUGUCGGGUUCCUGGUGGUCUACAAGGUCUACAAGUACGACCAGGCCUGCCCAGAAGGUUUCGUCUUCAAGAACAAUCAAUGCAUUCCAGCUGGAUUAGAGAGCUACUACUCUGAGCAAGACUCUAGCGCUCGAGGAAAGUUCUACACGGUGAUCAACCACUACAACCUGGCCAAGCAGACCAUCACCCGGUCAGUUUCUCCAUGGAUGACGGUGCUUUCGGAAGAGAAACUUUCCGAGCAGGAGACGGAGGCAGCCGAGAAACCUGUUUAGGGGGAGGGGGAGUCCGGUGGGGAAGGGUCCGGAGGUGGUUUUCAUGGAAUGUCUCAUUGUUAGGAUCACUUAGAGGUUGCUCAUAAUUUAUUGUGUAAUUGCUUUGGUUGCUGCCAACUGCUUUGCAAAACGGAGCAAGGAAAAAGAAAACGGGGCUCUUUAAUGGCCCCGGGCACAUCAGCAUUGCUUCAGAGCUCCAGCACCAGUUUCUCCUUCCGUGGCAUCGGACGUAGUAGGCGCAUUCUUGUAAUUUAGACAUCUGACAGAGUUCCAUUGGGGCAGGGCUUGUGGGGUGUGUGGGAUGACGUGCUUCUUACCGUGUGUCCUCGUGCUUUGUUUCCCUUUAAACCGGCUCUGAAAUCCCAACAUUCACGGGCAUGGCUUGCAGCUCCAAAAUGAAGACCUAGAAAUAAAACCGCCUUCUGGUUUUGCUCCCUCCAUCCAUUACGACCUUUAGGCUUAAUUGCUUCCGUUAUGGCAUGAACUUCACUCUUCCCACUACAUGAACGGCUCUUGUGCAAACAAAAUAGAAAUUAGGCAUUCAAGAGCCGUAUCGUUUUAAUGACAGAUUAGGAGUUUUAAUUAAAAAGGACAACAUAUUCUGAGGGGCAGAUAAACAAGACAGAAACUCUUCAGUCCCCCAUACAAUCUGCGUAACUAGAAAGGACGUAUUUCAUUAGAACGGCCUUUUUUGGAAACCUCAACGUUGUGAAAUGCCCUUUGCUGGCAGCCUUCUUUUGGCCUUUCCUGGCCCUUCCCUGCCAGGGAAUCGCUGGGAAGAGACAUCGGUUCCCUUGAGCUCAGUGGGAUCUUGAUGUCAGCCGGCUGAGGAAUUGAGGGCCUCCAAGGAGGGCAACAUCCAGGCGAUUCAAAGGCACCUGGGAGGGAGGGAGGGAGGGGGAAGAGGGCAAGACUACUUUCUGGACGUAAGCUCACAGGGCCAGGUACAGGCUUACUGUCUGACAGGCUCCUCCUACACGAUGGAAAUUAAGACCUUCCGAUGCGCCUCCCCCAGAGAGUUUGGCCACUGGAGCCCCUACAGCCGUAAACCUGACCUGCUUCUCCACCGCUAAUCCCUGUAGGGAUAGGACAGCAGCAGCACAUUUUAAUCUGUGAAUCUCUCCUAGGAUAGGAGAUGGUUGGAAAAGCCCUGCCCUGCCCCUAGGAAGGCCCCCCCCCCCCCGUCAGACUCUGGCGCUGACUCGGAUGCUCUUCUCAAUUGCAGGUUGUAGCUCACAAAACUGCUGCCAUUUUUGUUCUUCUGAAUGUGUUGUUUCCCAGUGGAAUGUCAAAAGUUUCAUUAAUUUUACAGAAACACACUUUAAAAUCCACGUCUUUUUUCCCCCCCUAUACUUCUACAAAAACAAACAUGGUUCUGGGUUUUAUAUUUCCUUCCAGACCUUUUUUUUUUUUUUUGCAUUGAUCUAUUUGGAAAACGCCAUUUAUGGUUUUGUUGGAAAUUUUAUUAUUAAAUAUAGUUACAUAUUGUACAAUUUUUGGUAUGUAAUCGCUGCUGCGUGGAACACAUAAAAAGCAAUAACUUGUGUGCCAAAUCUUUCAUUUGCAUUAAGGAGUUCUCUCUUGUCCACACAGCACCAUGUUUCUAUUCCCUAGUGGUCAGUACUUCCACCGAACUCACAUGUAACUUUUGACAUUUUCACUCUGUGUGAAAUAAAAUAGUAUGCUCCAGUCUCAAACUCCGUAUGUUUAAAUAGAUGUUUGCAGCGGCGAAGAGGAAAAGAAAUGAAGGAUUCCAAUCACCCUAC
Messenger RNA from Thamnophis elegans (Western terrestrial garter snake), 2581 nucleotides. It is a transcript of the gene NSG1, whose product is annotated as neuronal vesicle trafficking associated 1. Bases 258 to 815 code for a protein of 185 amino acids. Lineage: Eukaryota; Metazoa; Chordata; Lepidosauria; Squamata; Natricidae. The transcript has 5 exons. Gene Ontology annotation, molecular function: clathrin light chain binding. Gene Ontology annotation, biological process: clathrin coat assembly; endosomal transport; G protein-coupled dopamine receptor signaling pathway. The record is from RefSeq and is a predicted model, not a curated record. Gene Ontology annotation, cellular component: endosome; membrane.